AAAUAGCAGAAAAUUCAAGUGCACAGCACUGAAGUUUAAAAGAAUAAAAUACUUCAACAAAAUCCUUGAGUCAUUGUAGAAACAGAAGUGAUUUUACAGGUUAUCUGGCCUUUUGUGUGGAUGGCUUCAGAGGACAUUUCAGGAGUAGGGAAUGAAGUGGAAGUCAGCUGAAUUCUCUUGUGCUCUGCUGAGAGGAAAUGACAUUAUGUUUGUGGCGAAUGGAAGCCAUGGCAAUGUGUAACAUGGGAGGGAAAGGCACGAAUGGACCAUGUGGCGUGACUCGUUCAGACUGCAGCUCUUCUGCCUGCUCAUGGCAGUGCUGGCUGUUGUGGUGCUGGUCCAUAACUUUUUUCAGUUAGAGCACCUGGAUGAUGACACAGUUUCAGGAUCGAAUUGGAUAACAGAAAACAAUGUCCGGCAUUCUCUGUCACAGACAGACAAAACCACCAGGAAGCCUUACUGUGGGUACAUGCAGCAGACCUUGUCCAAAAGGGAACAAGCGGAGCAGGAAUCGUUGCUUGCUGCAAUACAGUGGCCAAAGCCCCCUGAUGGUAAAAUCGACUUUGCACAAAGCACUGAUCCCACACACAGUGACUUUGUGAUUGUGAAACCCAGCAGGUUCUUCAAGGUGGGUGAUCAGUUAGAGGUACUUGUUCGUAUGAAGGAUUUCCAAGGAAAACCCAAGCAGUAUGGUGGAGACUAUUUACUAGCACGAAUUCACUCUCCUGGGCUGAAAGCUGGAGCAGCAGGAAGGAUUGUAGAUUGCCAAAACGGCCUUUACAAAGUCUUCUUUACCUUGCUUUGGCCAGGAGAGGUCAAAGUUUCUGUGUCACUUGUCCAUCCAAGUGAAGCAAUCCAAGUCCUCCUGCGUUUACGAGAGGAAAGACCAGACAGAGUCUAUUUCAAAAGCUCAUUCAAGUCUGGGAGGUAUUCAGAGACUACAGAGUGCAAUGUUUGCUUGCCUGGAGGUCUCCCAGUCUGUAACUUCACAGAUCUCUACACGGGUGAGCCGUGGUUCUGUUACAAGCCUAGAAAACUGUCCUGUGCCAGCCGAAUCAACCAUGCCAAAGGUGGAUAUCUGAAAGGUCUUCUGACACAAGAGGAAAGCCUCUUUUUCCAAAGUGACGUGAAUAUCAAAAGGCCGAUACUCUCCAGUGGACCUGAUUCAGUCAUUGUGGCCAAGGCAUUUACAGAUUCAAGCAGUAUGGGCAGACCUGAAGAUCCCACAGCUUCCCCUUCUGGUUAUUAUUAUGAAGACCAGUGGAGGUCCAGAACACAUUGGAUCCAUAAUUUUAACAAAUCAGAUGAUAUAACUGAGUGCUUACAAGGAAAAGUCAUCCACUUGUUUGGAGACUCUACAAUAAGGCAGUGGUUUGAAUAUUUGACAGCAUUUGUUCCAGACCUGGUGGAAUUUAACCUGGGCAGCCCUAAGAACGUGGGCCCUUUCAUGUCGGUGGACCUGAAGCACAACAUCCUGCUGAAGUUCCGCUGCCACGGGCCGCCCAUCCGCUUCUCCACGGUGUUCAGCAGCGAGCUGCGCUACAUCGCCAACGAGCUCAACAGCAUCGUGGGCGGCAGGAACACCGUCGUAGCCAUAACCAUCUGGUCCCACUUCAGCACCUUCCCCGUGGAAGUGUACAUCCGGCGCCUCAGGAACAUCCGCAGAGCCAUUCUCCAGCUGCUGGACCGCAGCCCCAAGACUUCAAUCGUCAUCAGAACCGCCAAUGUUCAGGAGCUUGGGCCAGAAGUGAGCCUCUUCAACAGUGACUGGUAUUCCUUUCAGCUUGAUUCUGUCAUGAGGAAAAUGUUCUCAGGAAUUGCUGUGCACUUUGUGGAUGCUUGGGAGAUGUCUGUGGCUCAUUACUUGCCGCAUAACCUGCACCCUAAUGAAAUAAUUGUUAAGAAUCAAAUAGAUGCAUUUUUAUCUUAUGUGUGUCCUCUGCAAACUUAGCACAAAUGGGUGUCCCUACGUCACCUUUUGCUAUAGCCCAAGUACAGUUGCUCUUUUGAGCUGUGGAAUGAGGCUGGAUGAUAUGGAAGAACUCUGGGUACUGUACUUGCACGCAGGAUAAGUAGGGUGGCCUUAAAGUCUGGGCAGCUGUGAAAGGGUGGUAAAGAGGCGUUGACUCUUCAGGCUAUAUCUUCCUGCAAGGUUGAUUCUUUCAAGCUUAUAAUUCAUACCUGAGAUUAUUACAGAGCACCUUAAAUUAAAUUGGCAGGAUUCAAUAAGAGACUAUUUGGGUUAUUAGCUUUACUAGUUAUCUGCACUGUAUGCCUAAUUUAAUCUGUGUGACACUGAUUCUGUUGCCAGGGUCUUGUUGCUCAGUGUGUGAAACCUGGGAAGGAUUUUGGGAAUGGUCUUUCUCUUAGCAUUCCAGAGCUUAUGGGAUGUCUCCUCCAGUUGUGUGUCAGAGAAGCAUAGUGUCUGUUCUUGUUUCAAAGUCCUAAUUAGAAACAUGAGGACAGUGUACCAAAGUCACCGAUAAAGAAGCACAAUCACAAUAUCUGUAGAAUUAAGUCAUGAAGAAUUUGCUGAAAUUUAACUGAGCACCCUAGUUAGGUACCUUUGUUGUUUACAGACGGCUGCUAAAUAGUGCAAAUAGCUGGUAUUUAGUUUGGUUUCUUGUACUACUGAAUUUCUUUUGAGCUUUGAUGCAGUCUACUUCUUGAUUUGUCAUUAGUGAGGAUAUGUGUGUUUAUGACCUCAGUGAAAAGACUGUCUCAGGCGGUUUCUGCAAGUUCAAGUUGCAGGCUCGCCUACUUGAAGCUGAAAGCAUUUGCCAGUGAAAAUGUUUCAUUUACCAGUGAAAAUGUUUCAUUUACCAGUGAAAAUGUUUCAUUUACCAGUGAAAGUGUUUCAUUUGCCAAUGAAAGUGUUUCCAUUGCCUGCCAGCUGCAGCUGUUCCCUUGCGGUCCUGCGCAGGCAGGCUCCCCAUAGUGGCUCUGAUGUGUCCCUCACGCCGAAUCAAGACGGGGAGGCCAAGUGACCUGAGGACCCCUGGUGUGCUUUGGCACUGGUGGUCAAGGCCACACAAUGACUCCUCUUCAGGGUCUGGCACUUGUGUCAUUUCUUCAUGAACCUCACUGCUGCCAGUAUAACAGGUGGAACACCCUGCACCGAACAGCCAAGCGUGCCCAGGGCUGCCUUGAUCUAUCUGCUUGGCGCAGACCCAGGUUUGCUGGGCUGACAGCUGGUGGCUCCCUGCCUCCUGGCCUGGCUUUUACUGCUGCUUACUUGAUUGAGCCUGUCUACAGUUUUAACUAGAAGCACUUAGAAAACAGUUUGUAAUAAAGUCAACUCCCAAAUUAAACAGCAGAGAAGUGUUCCGUGCUGUCUUAUCUUUGGUCUAGGCCAAAGCCAGUCUUCACUGGCUUGUGUCAAAACCAAGCUGAGUCUUUGUGAGCAAACUGAGAAGAUGAAUAAGGCAAAUUGGCAGGUUGCACAGAGUGAAAUUAUCAAAAUGUCUUUAUGUUAGAAAAGUUUCACUCCUUGUUAGGGUUGCUGCUCUCCUAAGGAAGUUUGCGCUCUUAUUGCCAGAGCCCUGGGAGAGCCAAUGCUGCCAGCUACAGCAACAGUGCUCCUUAUUGUGUUCAUUUUAAAGGGCAACUGAGAAGUGGUUUAAAAACAAAUAUAAAUAAUUUUAGCAUGUAAAAGGCAUCAGUACUAUCCAUCUGUAAACUUUACAAUUUAAAAAUGUUUAAACAUGUCUGGAGGAAUUGUGUACACUGAAAUAGCACCUAUUCUUAGCUUUUCAAAUCACAGUUAAGAGGUCCAAUUUGCUGGUUCCUAGUGACAACUGCCUCACACAGCAUCUGCCCAUACAUUAGUGUUAGGUAACUAUUGCUUACUUUAAUAUGGUAAUGGCAAUUUAUCCUCUGCUAAAAAGAGGCCACACCAGUUCAGUUCUGGGAAAGUAAACUACCACAAAGAAAAAUGAACUUUUAUCUUUUCCAGUUGUGAUUUUUAUAAUAGGUAAAGUCUUUCAUCCUGAAUAACAACUCUAUCCUAAUAAUGCUCAUGGAAAUAGGACUUCUGACUUCUUUGAAGGAAACUACUGAAUUUGUGGACUGACCAUUAGGUUUAACUCAUAAAGCCAUAUUGUGUGUGAAAAUGUUGUGGCUGCAUGCGUCUUCUCUGGGUGUUGUAGUGCUUGCUACUGCUCCUCAACAGCAGCUUUAUAUCACUGUUAGCUACCAAGCACAGAGAGAGAAGAAAAUAUUCUUUUGAGUACUUUGACAGUUGAGGGAAAGAGAACAGAACUGCUAUUAGAAAAGGUGUCUAAUUGCCUUCUGGUAGAACCUCAGCCUUUAGAUUAAUUAGAUUAAUUUUUUAAUAACAGAUGAACUAACUUAUUGGUAAUGAACUUCAGGGAAAUUGCCAGUUGGUUUAGAAUGAGGGUCAAGAUUUUAUUUUUUUGGGCUCUGAAAUAGACAAGGAAGAGAAAUGAAGAAUCUGAGGAUUUACCCAUGUUUGGGGACACUGUGCUUUUAGAUGUCAUUCAGGUGAUCUAUGAAUGGUUUUUCAUUUCUCUUCUCAUCUUGUUACCAUCUAUCUCAUGUAUGCGAUAUGCAAACACAGAAGCAAUAAAAUAUUUUUAAAUCAGUUUCUUUAAACUUCUAAAUGGAUUUUAAUAGGAAAUGUGAAACAGGACUGGAAAGGAAAUUUUCAGCAUCUGUUAAGUAUCUUCCUCAACACAUAAAAAAUUAAUUCGCAAGGUUUUCAAAGCCCUGUCUUCCCUUUCUGUGCAUUUUCUUCCUUUGAAAGGAAGACUUAUUAUUUUUUAUAUUUUCAUUAUUGUACUGAUCAUUUUGAUUAUUAAUCUUUCAUUAAAUAUUUUUUAUUUUUAAAUUUCUUCAUUCAAAAUCCAGCUCUCUCAAAUUCCAGUGAAAGAAACUACUUUUAUUGUUUUAUUAGAUUUCAGAGUAAUUUAUUUAUAAAGUAAGUAAACUCAAUUUUAUAUAUAUUAAUGUUGCACUGUAACAUUUUGAGAGUCUUGUUUCUCAUGUGUAUCUUCUUAGGCUGAUUUCUUUCUUCUAGAAAUUUAGUAAAAAUGUUAGUUGAAUUGUUGAUGAGAAGGGAGGAUAAAAAGCAAAAGCUUCCCUUUUUUCAAGUUUUCAGUUGCUUCUAAUUUCAUCUGCAAAUGUAAGCACUGCUUCGUGAGAUUUAAAUUACCAUUUUUCAUUGCUUUACUUGUUAUAGGUAAGCAAUUAAACAUGGAAACUUUGCUUACCACAAGUGUCUGUACAACUUUUUAUGUACUGCAGGUGACAAUUUCAUGACAAAGACCAAGGUUUGAAGUUGCCCUCUAGAGGGGUGGAGGAUACUGGGGUUUUGCUUUGGUUUUGUUGCAGAAGUGUGGGUUAGAACAUUCUUCCAUUCAUGACAGUUUAAGUAACAGCAAAAAACUUCAGUCACAAAUGUGUUUUUCAUUUAUAAAGCACUUACUCCUUAAGUCCAGAUAAUUUAAUGUAUAUUUAGACUGUUAGGAAGGCUCUUACUCUCUGUUGGGAGCAAUGAAGAACUCUGUAUGUUAGAGAAAGAACUUGUUUUCAAAGAACUUGUUUUUUUUCUAAUAUAUGUAUGUUAUUGUAAUGUUUACAAUAUACAGAAGGCUCUACUGUCUUGUUUCCUGAUGUCAUCAGAAAAACAAUUUAAAUAGCCAAAAAACUCGGAGAAAAGCAAAGUUCCUAAUAAAGAGGGCAAGUUUACUUGAACCAUUUAAUCUGAUUUCGUCUCAGUUUAUCGUUUGCUGUAACCAUGUCCUUUA
This is a messenger RNA of Onychostruthus taczanowskii (white-rumped snowfinch), 5768 nucleotides long. It is a transcript of the gene NXPE3, whose product is annotated as neurexophilin and PC-esterase domain family member 3. The transcript has 7 exons. Lineage: Eukaryota; Metazoa; Chordata; Aves; Passeriformes; Passeridae. The coding region runs from base 269 to 1951 and encodes 560 amino acids. The record is from RefSeq and is a predicted model, not a curated record.